Molecule: messenger RNA, 1245 nt
Organism: Cladophialophora psammophila CBS 110553
Lineage: Eukaryota; Fungi; Ascomycota; Eurotiomycetes; Chaetothyriales; Herpotrichiellaceae
Exons: 1
Coding region: 1-1245 (414 amino acids)
Biological process (GO): UDP-galactose transmembrane transport
Cellular component (GO): Golgi membrane; endoplasmic reticulum membrane
Molecular function (GO): UDP-galactose transmembrane transporter activity; UDP-glucose transmembrane transporter activity
Source: RefSeq, a predicted model, not a curated record
AUGGCGCGUCGCAAGCAAAUCACCCCAAUGCAGCGCAUCAACUCUGGGGAAGUCAUGCAGGCUCCUUCAGAUACUCCCGAGAAACGCGCCGUGUAUAGCAACGGCCACGUCGCCUCCUCUUCUAGAAGGCCGACCUCGCCCUUCCAACAACGGCCACAAACACAGCGGUCACAUCCAGGGCUCCUAACCCUCCUCAUCUGCGUCGGCGGCAUCUACGCCUCGUUUCUGACAUGGGGAGUUCUUCAAGAACGCAUCACCACCACGCCAUACCCACUCACUUCCCCUUCCGCAGCGCAGGUGCAACAAGAAUACUUCCGCUUUCCCAUUGUCCUCAACACGAUCCAAGCCUUCUUCGCCUUCACAAGCGGAAGCGUCUACCUCUUCUACACGACCGGACGUUUCAACAUGGUUCCCUCGACCUCCUCUCUGCUGCCCUUGAUGCUGGUCACCCUGACCACUACCCUCGCUUCUCCCUUCGGCUAUGCAUCCCUCGCCCACGUCGACUACCUCACGUUUGUACUGGCAAAGUCGUGCAAAUUACUGCCCGUCAUGGCGUUGCACGUCGCGUUGUUCCGCAAACGAUACUCGUUGUCGAAAUACAUGAUUGUGCUGGCUGUGACCAGCGGCGUCGCAAUAUUCACGCUAUACCAUCCGCCGAGGGCGGGAAAAACACAAAAAACACAGAACUCGAGUCUCUACGGCUUGACGCUGUUGGGAAUUAACUUGCUGUUUGACGGGUUGACGAACACGGUUCAAGACCAUAUCUUCCAGUCCCCGCACCGCUACGGGAAGACGUCCGGUCCGCAGAUGAUGGUCGUCCUCAACCUUCUCGGCACGAUCCUGAUGAGCGCAUACCUCGUUGCAACACCGUACAUCCCCUCGGCGCUCCUCCCCCAGUUCGUGCGGACCGACACUCACGAGCUGGGCCAAGCAAUCGCCUUCUUCCAGCGCCACCCGCCCGUGCUCAAGGACGUGCUGCUCUUCUGCCUCUGCGGCGCCGUUGGCCAGCUCUUCAUCUACGCCACCCUGGAGCGGUUCUCGUCCCUGCUCCUCGUCACGGUGACAGUGACGAGGAAAAUGUUCACCAUGCUGUUGAGCGUCAUGUGGUUCGGCCACUCGCUGAGCAAGGGCCAGUGGAUGGGCAUCGGCAUGGUCUUUGGCGGCAUUGCCGCAGAGGCGUAUAUCCAGAAUCUAGAGAAGAAAAGGAGAGAGAGGAGGAAGAAAUCCGCGGACAAGGGACGAUAG